This is a messenger RNA of Humulus lupulus (European hop), 1271 nucleotides long. Its product is annotated as fructokinase-2. Gene Ontology annotation, biological process: fructose metabolic process. Gene Ontology annotation, cellular component: cytosol. NCBI's taxonomy places the organism in Eukaryota, Viridiplantae, Streptophyta, Magnoliopsida, Rosales, Cannabaceae. The transcript is spliced from 5 exons. The coding region runs from base 56 to 1153 and encodes 365 amino acids. Gene Ontology annotation, molecular function: fructokinase activity. The record is from RefSeq and is a predicted model, not a curated record.
UCAUAUAUCAUUAAUCAUUCUCCUUCUCUCACUUUCUGAAAACAUUUUCAUUCCAAUGGCGUCCUCUAACAAUGGCGUUCCAGCAACCGGCAAGGGUCUGAUCGUCAGCUUCGGUGAGAUGCUUAUCGACUUCGUACCCACCGUCUCCGGUGUCUCUCUCGCCGAGGCUCCCGGGUUCCUCAAAGCCCCCGGCGGCGCCCCGGCCAACGUCGCCAUCGCCGUGACCAGGCUAGGUGGCAAAGCUGCCUUCGUUGGAAAACUCGGAGACGACGAGUUCGGACACAUGCUAGCCGGGAUCUUGAAAGAGAACGGUGUCUCCGCCGAAGGAAUCAACUUCGAUCAAGGUGCCCGUACCGCCUUGGCCUUCGUCACUCUCAAAGCCGACGGUGAGCGCGAGUUCAUGUUCUACAGAAACCCUAGCGCCGACAUGCUCCUUAAGCCAGAGGAGCUCAAUCUUGAGUUGAUCAAAUCGGCUAAAGUGUUCCACUAUGGGUCUAUCAGCUUGAUCGUAGAGCCAUGCCGAUCGGCGCACAUGAAAGCGAUGGAGGCGGCUAAGGAGGCCGGGGCCCUGCUCUCUUACGACCCCAAUCUACGGUUGCCCUUGUGGCCAUCAGAGGAUGAGGCGCGUGAGCAGAUUCUGAGCAUCUGGGACAAGGCGGACGUCAUCAAGGUCAGCGAUGUCGAGCUUGAGUUCCUAACCAAAAGUAACAAAAUCGACGACGCCUCCGCCAUGUCGUUAUGGCACCCCAACCUCAAGCUCCUCCUCGUCACUCUUGGCGAGCAUGGCUGCAGAUACUACACCAAGAAUUUCCAUGGGUCUGUGGAUGCUUUCCAUGUCAAAGCAGUGGACACAACUGGUGCUGGUGAUUCAUUUGUUGGUGCCUUACUUACGAAGAUUGUUGAUGACCAAUCCAUCAUUGAGGAUGAGGCAAGGUUGAAGCAGGUUCUAAAAUUUGCAAAUGCAUGUGGAGCCAUUACCACCACCAAGAAGGGAGCAAUCCCAGCUCUUCCCACUGAGACUGAGGUCCUCAGCCUGGUCAAAGGAUCUGCUUGCAAUUUGAGUAAAGGGAAUUUUCCGACCUCAGUAAUGCUAUUUCUUUUUUUCAUGUUUUCUCUUUUAAUUACCUUCCUUUUCACUUAUUUUAUGCUGUAAUGAUAAUAGACAAUGUGCUCUCAGCGGCAUAUUGCUGUGAAUAAUUUCGUUUUUAAUGCCGAAAGAAAAAAAGUCAUACAUAAUAAUACGAGCUCAAAGCCCCUUCAAAGUUUGGCUU